AUGAGCGCUAUUUCACUUCGUUUCAACCAACGUGUUCUCACGGCAACUAAUCACUCCCCACCCGGUCUAGGCGCGAGCGAGAGGGAGGGAGAGAGAGAGCUCAAGAACGACAUAGCAGUGUUUCAGCACCCGCUUAUCGCGCCUAUACAGGAAAUAGCAGGGCCGGGUCUAGAACAGGACCCUCUGUAUGCGCCGGGUGGGGUUAUUCGCUGUUUUCGGGCCGCUAUGGUUAUGCGCCCUCGAUCUCGUAGUGAGCAGGAUAGAGUAGCACGUUAG
Messenger RNA from Morchella importuna, 276 nucleotides. RefSeq lists its product as uncharacterized. The record is from RefSeq and is a predicted model, not a curated record. NCBI's taxonomy places the organism in Eukaryota, Fungi, Ascomycota, Pezizomycetes, Pezizales, Morchellaceae. The transcript is spliced from 2 exons. Bases 1 to 276 code for a protein of 91 amino acids.